Molecule: messenger RNA, 3108 nt
Organism: Lampris incognitus (smalleye Pacific opah)
Lineage: Eukaryota; Metazoa; Chordata; Actinopteri; Lampriformes; Lampridae
Product: cysteine/serine-rich nuclear protein 1-like
Exons: 5
Coding region: 131-1903 (590 amino acids)
Biological process (GO): regulation of transcription by RNA polymerase II
Cellular component (GO): nucleus
Molecular function (GO): DNA-binding transcription factor activity, RNA polymerase II-specific; sequence-specific DNA binding
Source: RefSeq, a predicted model, not a curated record
CAAAUACGCGGAGCUACCCGUCACUUGAUGAUACGCGUGUUUGCAGAGAGGACACACACACAAGCCUUCGUUUCCAGAUCCGUGCCCAUUAUGCUGCCUGUUCGUUCGUGAAUCUUUACCAACCACCAUAAUGAGGGGGAUUCUUAAAAGAAAGUUUGCUGAGGUAGAUGAAGAUUCUUGCUCCUCCUCCUCCUCUCCUCUGUCCUCCCUUUCUUCCCCUGCCUCCUCGGAGUGGGAGGAGUCUGAUGGUGAAAGCAGUCUUUCUGACAACCAGCAGUUCACAUCAUGUUCCUCCACUUCGCCUUCCAGUUUACCCAUCAAGUCCAUCCUGAAGGGAUCCAAAAGUGUGCGGAGCAACGUGCGCUUCGACCGGGUCACGGUGUUUAGUUUCCCUCGCUGCCAAGGCUUCACCAGUGUGCCCAGCCGCGGUGGUGCCACGCUGGGCAUGGUGUGGAGGCACAGCGCCCUCCACAGGUACACACUGGCCGAGCAUGCUCUGGAGCAGCAGCACAGGCGCAGAGAGAGGCUCUGGGAGCGGCUGAGAGAAGACAGGCUUGAAGCGUUGAGACACAAACUGAUUGCCAGUGGCGCCAUCGACCAGAGAGAAGCAGAUAGACUCACAGUGGAUCAAGUACCUGAUGUAAACAUCAACAUCCAUAUCAGUGAUGCUGAGCUGGAGGUCAGGGGCUUCUUGCAGCCCUAUUCUGCCAAGCAAAGGCAGGCCCUCCUCAGGAGAGCAGGGGUUAAACGCAUCGACAAGGAGGAGAAGAGACAGCUCCAUGCCCUGCGUCUUUCCAGGGAGAAGUGCGGAUGUGACUGUAAAGGCUUCUGUGAGCCAGAGACGUGUGCAUGUAGCCUGGCAGGCAUCAAGUGCCAGAUGGACCGCUUCAACUUCCCUUGUGGCUGUACUAAGGAUGGUUGCGGAAAUGCUCAGGGACGCAUCGAGUUCAACCCCAGACGUGUGCAGACCCACCGCCUCCACACUGUCAUGAGACUGGAACUGGAAAGGCAAAUGCAAGAUGAAACUCUCAACCAACUGGACCAGAGGGCAGUUCCAGAGGAACUCCAAGAAGAUGAGGACCGGGUACUCCCAGUGCCCGAAGCCCAGGAGAGGAGCUGCCCUUUUGGGUUUACGGCAGAGGAGGACUGCCUCCCGCUUACAAUGCCCUCCAUCUCCUCCUUCCAUUUCAUUCCAGAGCGGCCUGUGGUGGAAGAGAACAGCUGCAGCAGUGACGCGACUGACUCCUGCUGUUUCUCCACCAACAGUGAGGACUCCGAUGCGUGGGGAAGCCCCCUGCGGAACCGCAAUGUACUUGAGGUGGAUGACGGCGGAUUGGCCCGUGACCUCAGCAUCCAUUACUGUGAAGGUGACGACUGCUCUACGGGCAGUGACGGUCGGGUAAGACAUAUCAGACUACCACUGGCCAAGCACACUGACUGUGGCUCUUACAGCACCACUACUGACACAACAGGACCACUUUGCAUGUCUAAGGCGGCCAACACAUUCCCAGAAAAUAUCGGCCGAGCCACAGGAGCGGAUUAUCUUGACGAGAAUGCCAAUCAGUCCACCGACUUUUUUGAUGACUCCUCCAUUGAAGAAUGCCCCAACACUCCCUCCCCGUCUAUAGACUAUUCUUCAAGCAGUUACAUGGACCUCAGCCUCUCAGAAUCAGACUUGGAAUUUUUUGAUAGUGACUGCAGUUCUGGCCCGCUGCAUAACUCUUUUAAAGGACAAAGUCAAGUCGACUGCUUUCGCCAUUUACAGCUCCUCAGCUCAUGGAGUCUCCCACAGUACAGCGAGUCAAACACCUGCCUCCUGGAAUCCCUCAUUGGUUUGUCUGAGCCAAGCCAAAAUCAAGAUUAUCCAUUAACAGAUAACCUGCGGUCAGAUCUGACUGAAUGACCAUUAUUACAGAAAGGUUUUGUGAGAUAAUAGUAGUAAUCUUGUAAGAGAGCACUUAGCGAAGAGAACACUGUCUUGUAUAUUCAUAAGAUUAUUUCAGUGUAUAAAGUUUGAUUUGCACAAUGUUGGAUUUUUUUUAUUUCCUGCUAGAUAUUUUAUAUUGCCAUUAAAAUCUGCCUUUAUUGCAGGGAAGAUUCACUCGGCUUACCUAACUUAUGUCUUAUUGCUCAUUAUUCAUCCACCAAAAUGUGAUGAUUUCUGAUGUAUAUUAUUGGGGGGGGGGGUUCUCCGACUAUCAUAUUUCUAUGUUAAGGCAAUAAACUGAAAAGAUUUUAUUUAUUUAUUAACUGUAUUAAUAUUUGCUUAAUAAGUGAUAAUUUCAUGAUUAUCGUUGUGAAUUUGUUUGACAAAACGGUGACUGGGCUAGCAUGAAAGGUACAGGUUUUAAGCACUAUUUUCAACAUGUAAACCAUGAUGGCAUGGAGAGCGAAUGUAAUGAACAUAAUAAUUCCUCACUUUGUACAACUGUCAGUGUUCCCUUUGGGUAUGCUAAAAGCAUUUUACUGAAUACGGUAUCAAGAAUUAAAGAAAAGGCAUUAAGUUGUGAUUCUAUGGGUAAACGAGUAUACCAAUUUUAAAACACUUAGAACUGCAGGUGGUAUUCUGUAUUCUGGUUCCCCCAUAUUUGUAUACAUUGGAGAUUGCCCUAUGUUAAUAUAUAUAUAUAUGUGUGUGAAUCUGAAUACAUUCAGCCUCAACACGACAGUUUAGUGGGAUAUUACUGAAUGUUAUACAAAUGUAUAGCUCAUGAGUAUUACAUUGAAGCUUUCCUUUAGCUUUUGUAUAUGACUACAGUACUAGAGUCAAUGGACUUACAGUAAAUUAAAGUUGAUAAGUUUAAUAAAUGAAUCAGUGAAUAUGUAAAGAAUAUAUUGUCAAUUUUUUUUAAAAACAUUUUGAAUAAAUGUAUUGGCCAAUUUGCCCAUCCUCCCAUUAUUUGGGUAUAUUGGCCAAUUUAGCCAUUUAAAUUCAAACUGUAUUUAUGGUCUACAUUAUAAAUGUAACUGGUGAAGUUGAUAAUGAUUUUAUGGUGAUGACUUCUAAGGUACACAAUAUUUUUACAUGUCACAAGUUUAUAUAAUUACAAGCUCAUAUUUAUGCCGUUUUUGAAGAUAAUUUUUUAUGUACAAAUAAAAAAUAUCAUU